GGUGUAGUUGUUUAUUGUGAUUUGAAGUUUUUUGAGUUUUCGUGUUUUUUUAUUUGCAAACUUUUCUCAUUAGUAUAUCUAUAGACUAUUUUAAAUGAAACUUAUCUAAAUACUAUAAUAUUUGUUUCUUUCAUCGCGGAGAGUCAGAAAUGACUGGAACAACUUGUACUGUGGCUACUUGUAAAAGUAAUAGUGAAAGGGCAAAAAAGGAGGGGGAAUUAAUAAGAUUUUUUACUUUCCCCAAAAAACCGGAAGUUUUAAAACAAUGGAUUCGUCUUUGUAGAAGGAAAAGUCCCUUUGAUCCAAAAAAUAAACGUGUCUGCAGUAAACAUUUUGACCUAGAUCAAUAUGAAGACAUGAUUGAAGCUCGGUUAACAAAUAAAAUGCCAAAACGACUCAAAGAAACAGCUAUUCCAUCACUUAACCUUCCAUCGGUACCUCAACGGAAUAUUAGUAAACAACGAAAUAUUACUAAAAGAAAUAGGAGAAUGAAAUUAAAAAAGGAGAAACGAAUUGUUGAAAGAUCCUUAAUAGAUGAGGCUCCCAAACAGCAUAAUUUACCCCAGAAUAUGCCAGCUUGUAGUUCGAACAGCCUUUUACAAGAUAUAAGUAACCAAAGUCCAUAUGAAAUUUUAUUUCAAAAAUACACCGCUCUUCAAGAACAAUGUGAGAAAUUGAAGAAUCAAGCACAACAAGACAAAACAGAAAUAAAGAACCUUAUUGCCACAAACAAGGAAUUGCAACUUCGUGCUGAUCAUAGUCAAAAGACGUUGGAUGCAAAGCUAAAAUACUUUUUAAAUUUUUUUACACCAAACCAAGUUGAAGUUUUCAUUGAAGAAGAAAAACCAAAGCCAGAUGGACCAGCGAAGAAAAUUCUAAGGCAUUUACCUUAGGUUAUUUUAGUAAACGUGCCUAUAUAGUAUGUAUUUGUGCUAGAGAAUAGCACUGGAAAAAUGGACAUCAAACAUUGAUUUACUGAAAAAAUUUAAAUAAUAUUUUGAAUAAACAUAUCAGAAAAAGAUAAAAUAAAUUUCGAAACGGUUCAUUUUUUCGACAAUUGAG
Messenger RNA from Phyllotreta striolata, 1062 nucleotides. Lineage: Eukaryota; Metazoa; Arthropoda; Insecta; Coleoptera; Chrysomelidae. The record is from the annotation of a GenBank genome assembly.